This is a messenger RNA of Gracilinanus agilis (Agile Gracile Mouse Opossum), 2387 nucleotides long. It is a transcript of the gene CCDC174, whose product is annotated as coiled-coil domain containing 174. The transcript has 11 exons. The record is from RefSeq and is a predicted model, not a curated record. Lineage: Eukaryota; Metazoa; Chordata; Mammalia; Didelphimorphia; Didelphidae. Gene Ontology annotation, cellular component: nucleus. The coding region runs from base 44 to 1432 and encodes 462 amino acids.
AGGGAGUCCUGUACAGCCGGGGCUUCCCGGGACGGCGGUGACCAUGGAUCGCAGGAAGAAGCCACUAGACGUCACGGCCUCCUCGUUAGUUGACCUCAAGGCUGAACUUUUCCGAAAACAAGAAGAAUUUAAACAAGAAAAACUUCUCAAAGAUGCUGGAGUUCCAGGGAAACCAAAAUCAGCCAACAAGAAACCAAGUAUCUGGAACAAACAGAAUGCUGGUGUUUCAGAACGGGCUGAAAAAGAUGCUGAACAGAAAUCUGAAGAGCAAAAGACAUUAGAUAAGUCAAGGGAAAAAUUAGAAGAGAAAGCCAAAUUGUAUGAGCAAAUGACUAAAGGAGACUUCUUAGAUGAAGAAACAGAGGAGAUGUACCUUGUGGAUUUCACCCAAAAGAUCAUAGACAAACGGAAAGAAGUACAGGCCUUAAGCCUGAACAAAGAAUCUAAAAAGACAACAGCAAAGGAGGCAGAUGGAGAUGAAGGUCUAUCUGAAGUAGAUAUCCCUCCUCCCCAAGACCCCAGUGAAGAAUGGGUUGAUUAUGUGGAUUCUUUAGGCCGUUCUAGACGCUGCAUGAAGAAAGACUUGCCAGGCCUUUUGGAAAUGGAUAAAAAUCUUCGGGGAAAGCUGUACGUGUCUUUGUACGUUACUGACAAAACUCUGUUGUCUGAGGACAUGAAAAGAGAGCUCCAGCGACAGCAGUGGGAAGAGGAGGAAAGAGAGGCCCUGAGCAGACCAGUGGGGCCCGUCCAUUACGAGGACAUUCGAGAAAAUGAGGCCCGACAGCUUGGCGUUGGCUAUUUUGCCUUUGCCCGGGAUAAAACCAUGAGAAACAAGCAAAUGGAAACGUUAGAAAUGCUGCGAGAACAGACUACAGACCAAAGAACCAGACGAGAGAACAUCAAAGAAAAGAGAAAAGCUUUGCUGGAUGCCAGACUUGCAAAACUGAGGCAAAGAAAGAUGAAGAAGCUAAAUGACGAUGGGGCUGAAGAAGAGAAUGGAGAAAAAGAGGUUAUUGGGCCUUUCCCACCUGAACCAGAACCAGAACGGACCCCCAUUACCCAAAGGAGCAAAGUAGAAGUCAUCAUCCAGGAGAGAAAAGACACCAAGCCAGGCGUCCCUUAUGUCCGCGAGUGGGACCGAGGGAAAGAAUUUUCUUUCGGACACUGGACAAAGAAGCAGUCAGAACUCAGGGCUGAAAGAGAUCCCGAGUUUGCCCCACCGUCGGAUUACUUUUUGGGUCAGAAGAGAACUGGUCAUUUCAGUGGCCAGACUUGGAACCACGCUGGACCUUCACAUGACACCUCAGGGCUUGACUCUAGCCAGAGCAGUGAAUCCACCCCGAAUACUUUCCCCAAUCCACCAAGACAAGCCCCAAGCCCUCCUUACCAAAGUCUGGACGAUAUGCUCUCCUAUUACAAACAAGUGACAUAAGUGUGAAGAGUCCUCACACAGCAGCUUCUGCUCUGUUGACUCCCUUCUUUGAAGGAAGAAUUUAAAUUUCAUAACAUUUAUUUUCUCCCCCUUGCUCCUUCCGUGGGAGGUGAGAUCACUGCGUGGUCAAUAAAGAAAUCUAAGUUAUUCAAACACUUAAUAUGGAAAAGAAGAGACCAGGAAAAAGGAGACCUGAGGAAUUCUGCUGCUCCUGGGCUGAACCAGCGUGUAUCAUUCUAAUGGGAUUAAAGCGCAAUUGGAAUUGUAAUGGAAAUAUUCUUUCAUAUUUGAAAUAUUAGAAUGGAUUCUGAGCAAAAAAAAAAAAAUCCCUGUGCCUUCCUGUUGCCGAGUCUUCCUGUUGUAAUAGUUGCGGUCCGCUCUUUAGGAGCGUACUAGACGUGGCAAAUGGUUAUCCUGAAAGGAUUCCACUUGCAGAUGGGUUCAUUUUAGUAAGUUAAGAAGAAAUCUUCCCUGUGAAGCGAUGUUAGGGAGGUGAGGCAAGCCGGGCAUUCCAUACCCAAUUGGACCGCCCGUCUGAGAAAAUAAAGCUGCCGAGCCUCAGGCUGAAACAGUCCAGGCCAGCUGCUUAAUUAGAGCGGGCCUCGGUGGGAGAGUCAUGCCAGGCCCAAAGAAUGAGGCCCGAGUUCAAGGCCUGCCUCUGCCGGCCCUGGGUCAGCCCCUUCUCUCCCCCAGGACUGCACAGAAGUUGCCUGGCUGCCUCCGUCAAAGGAGUUUUCCUAUCAGGAGCUCCUAAGAAAUGUUUCAUUUUUAAAGAUCUUAAGUGACUAUCACAGGACCUAGAAUGGGACCUUGUACAUAGCAGGCCCUCAAAUAAGUAUGUGUUGACUGAAUGUUAGACCAGAUAGUCCGUCUAGUCAGAACACACUGAAAACAGGACUUAUUUCUCAUAGUUAUUGGUAUUCAUUAGAAUGGACAUUUAUUACCAGCCACAGAA